CACAUGUCUCACGUGUCUCAUGUUCUCUAGCUCUAGCUCUGUUCUAUAGUUCUAUGCUGUGCUGGUCUUUUCAAGCUAUGUCCACCAAGCUACCCAUUAUGUAAUGGAUGCUCCCAUUGAACCAUCACCUCGUUACCGUACAUUCUCUACUGCAGCUGAUGGACGCCAUUACUAUUGGAGGGGGCUUGGUCUAAGACGAGGGUCUAACAUCAUUGCUGUGUAUGAUCCAAGUACUGAGCUGUGGAGCCUCUUGCCCACCACUGGACCUCUACCCCCUGGAGAGUAUGGUGGUUGCUCUGUUUGUGUAGGUCGUUGCCUGUACACCUUUGGCGGUUAUGAUGGGUCUUCUUAUGUCAAUGACAUGAGCAAGCUUGAUCUGGACACUCUCCAGUGGACCAAAAUCAAAACCUCUGGUAGUCAGCCUAUGAAAAAGGCUGUCUGUGGACUUGUCUGUGUGAAUGAGAGAACUCUGUGCUGCAUUGGAGGAUACGGUAUUAAGGGCACCACACAACCAGGAUCAACAUUCACCAGGGACACAGAAUUUACUAAUGGACGUGGAUGGACAAAUGAGUUUCAAUUUUUCAAUGUUGAAAAUGGUGUCUGGUCGUCCCCUGAGCUCAGAGGAGAGAGACCUCCUCCCUGUAGUGGCUUCACCUUCACCAUGGUGGACAAACACAGGGCAGUCCUCUUUGGAGGGCGCCAACCUGGCCGUGAUUGUAGAGUCAAUGACGUCUACCUAUUUAAUUUGAGGGACAUGGAGGUCACUAAGGUGAGGCCAGUACAGGGAGAGCCAUGGCCAGUGGGGAGGGCAGGCCAUGCUGCCUGUUGUCUCAACUAUGGCCAGGACGACCCUCAACUACUGAUGUAUGGAGGAAGAGAUAAUGACAACAAGAUACUGGGUGACAUGUGGACACUGGAUGCCGACACUGGCAAGUGGACAGAGGUGACACCUCCUGAGUCAAUGACACCACGUUACCGCCACUCCAUCACUGCCACCAGUCUGGGACCAGGACUCACUGAGGUCCUCGCGUUUGGAGGCUCUCAGGAGGUGCUGGGAGAUACCAUUGCUGAGACCAUCAUACUGAGAUUUGAGUUGACUGGACCCUCAGCGUCUGUUGCUGGACCCUCGGCUGGGAAGUGGGCUCUCGUGGAUGUGGCCCACAACGACACUAGAGGCUCCGCCCAGCGACUGAGUGAGAAGAGGAUCAGACAAGCAACUGCUCGUGCCUCAUCAGUCAGUGAGACCAGCGACCACUCCUCUCAAGACCGGGUGAGGGCUCUGGAACAACAGUUACGAGCAGCAGAGCAGAGAGAGCACGACAUUCAACGUCGUCACCAACUACAGUUAGAAGAAAAGGAUCGAGAAUUGGCUAUUAAAGAUCUUGAAUUGACCGAAGCCAACCGUCGCCAUGGAGAUGCGGAGAGGAGAGCCCAGCUGGCAGAGGAGCGAGCAGAGGGUCUGGAGACUCAAUGGGUGGUCCAUCGUGGGAUGAUCCAAAUGACAGAGAGACAGCUCGGUGGGGGAGGAUGGGGGGUCGUCAAAGUGGCCAAGUUCCGAGGAAUCGAGGUGGCAGCCAAGACACUGUACGAGCAGCUCAGUUCCAUCUAUUAUCGACGCAUGUUUAUUCGUGAGAUGAACAUGGCGGCUCGUCUGCGACACCCACACCUGGUCCAGUUCAUAGGAGCCACGCUGGAGGGGGAGAUGAUCAUCCUGACAGAGCUCAUGGCCACCAGUCUGAGGAGGGUGCUGGAGGGAGGUCGUAUCUCACGUGAACACAUCCUCUCCAUCUCUGUGCAGGUCUGUCAAGCCCUCAACUAUCUCCACCUCAUGCAGCCAGACCCAGUGAUCCAUCGUGACAUCAGCAGUGCAAACGUCCUCCUCAACCCUCUACCCAAUGGCUGCUGGAGUGCAAAGGUCACAGACUACGGCUCUGUGAACACCCUGCGGAUGUUGAACACUGUCAAUCCGGGAAGUCCUGUAUACGCUGCCCCUGAGGCCGGUAACCCGUCCCUCCAGUCAACCAAGAUGGACAUGUUCAGUCUGGGGGUGCUCCUGAUCGAGAUGUGUUCUGACCAGUUUCCGAGCCAGGAAGAACGCGAGAGCUUAUUCCUCACCAUCCAAGACCGUCAGUUUUCUGACAUCAUCAGUCGCUGUAUUGAUAGAGAAAGAGACAAUCGACCAACCGCUCGACAACUGUUGAAUGAACUACAGUAGAACUGCACUAGAGAGAUAGUUUUGUUCAUCUACUAAAUUGGACGUUAUUAUGUGUUCGUUGUUAAUGUUAUAAUGUUUAUUGUAAGGCAUUAUUGAUUGAUUUGAGAAGAGACAACUGA
Halichondria panicea is the source of this 2334-nucleotide messenger RNA. Its product is annotated as myosin light chain kinase 2, skeletal/cardiac muscle-like. Bases 104 to 2215 code for a protein of 703 amino acids. Gene Ontology annotation, biological process: protein phosphorylation. Gene Ontology annotation, molecular function: protein binding; protein kinase activity; ATP binding. The record is from RefSeq and is a predicted model, not a curated record. NCBI's taxonomy places the organism in Eukaryota, Metazoa, Porifera, Demospongiae, Suberitida, Halichondriidae. The transcript has 6 exons.